Molecule: messenger RNA, 1467 nt
Organism: Auxenochlorella protothecoides
Lineage: Eukaryota; Viridiplantae; Chlorophyta; Trebouxiophyceae; Chlorellales; Chlorellaceae
Product: Kelch domain-containing protein 4
Exons: 7
Coding region: 1-1467 (488 amino acids)
Molecular function (GO): protein binding
Source: RefSeq, a predicted model, not a curated record
AUGGGUUCCGGCAGGGACAAGCGCAAGAAGGCCAAGGGAGGUGGCAAGCCGGGUGCAGGAGCCGAGAAGACCGCCCGCAAGUCCGAGCAGAACGAGGGAAAGGCAGUGCGCAGGCUGGAACGCAAGACGCAGGGGGGUGAGGACGACAUCGAUGCCUUGCUGGCCAAGUUCAAGCUUGAGGAUGCUGCAGCCACAGCCAUUCGUGUGGAGCCGGGCGUGCGCCCAUCUCCACGCGUCUAUAGCACCUUCAACCUCCUACCCAGCCAGCAGAAAGAGAAUGAGCUGAUCCUGUUUGGUGGGGAGUGGUACGACAGCGAGAAGGACAAGACCCAUGUGUACGCCGACCUCUUCGUGCUGGAUGUGGAAAAGGUGGCCUGGCGUCGCAUCGUGUCGCCCAAGGGCCCCCUUCCUCGCAGCUCCCACCAGAGCGUGAUGACCAAGUACCACAUGUACGUGUUUGGCGGGGAGUUCACCAGCCUCAACCAAGAGAAGUUCCGCCACUACAACGAUCUCUGGCGCCUCAACCUGGCCGACUGGUCCUGGGAGCAGCUGCCCGGCAGGGGCGGCCCCAGCCCCCGGAGCGGGCACCGCAUGGUGCUGCAGCGGAACCGCCUGCUGCUCUUUGGCGGGUUCUGGGACGCGGGGAAGGAGCCCAAGUAUUACAACGACCUCUGGGCCUUCCACCUCACCGACCUGCAGUGGGAGUGCCUGGGUCCCACCACGCAGACCGGCUCCAGCUGGCCCAGCCCGCGCGGGGGCUGCCAGCUGGCAGUCCACGGCGAGCUCCUUUUCGUCUUCGGCGGCUACUCGGUCCUCCCCCCUCCUGACAAGGACCCCGCCGCCAAGGCCGCCAAGCGCAAGUCGGCCGGUGACGACGACGACGAGGGUGGAAAGGGCGUCGUGCAUGACGACGUGUGGUGCUACGACACCAAGUCCGGCGCCUGGGAGCGCGUGAGGAAGGCGGGCAUGGCGCCCAGUGCCCGCACCGGCUUCGGCAUGGCGCGGCACGGCCGCCGCGCCGUCUACUUCGGCGGAGUGGUGGACCAGGCCGGCGGCCGCGACCGCGUCUACUCCGAGCUCUUCAAUGAGGCCUACCAGUUUGAUCUGGAGACGCGGCGCUGGUUCCCCCUGGCCGUCACGCCGGCGCAGCGGGCGCGGUUGGAGGCGGCGGCCACGUGCAUCCAGGCCAGCUUCCGCGGAUAUGCAGUGCGCAAGGCCUACACCGCCUACAAGCUGGGCGGCGCGGUGUCGGAGCUGCUCUACUCCCCCGCGCUCUAUGGCGUGGACGUCGGCGCGUCGGCCGACACGGUGGCGCACACGGAUGUGGUGCUGGACGACGUGUGGAGCCUGGACCUCUCCAAGCUGGACGGGUGGACGUGCGUGCAGGAGAACACGGGCGGGGAGGAGCUGAAGGACCUCAGCGACUGGGAGUCCGACGAGGAGGACAGCGACUCGGAGGCGGAGUGA